UAGACUCUAAGGUUCCUUUCAUCCCAUGGGUACGGCUAAAAUGGAAGGUACGACCCACUAUGGCCUUCAAAUAUGGCCUUAUCAGAGCAGAGGAGGCAGUCGCUCUGUUUAUGUACUGGACGUCACCUGGUUUAUGUACUAGACUUCACCAUGUUUACGUACUCGCAGUCACCUUGUUUAUGUACAAGUGACCUUGGAUUGAUUACAACUACAAAUUACCCUCCUCGUCUCCACCUUCACACCACCUCCUUCCGCCGACAAUCGACAAACCGUCUCGACACGCAUUUUAUUCUACCAUCUCGCCUUCAGCGCCACGAUCACCCUGUUCAACCAUGACUAAACGUGCCGUUAUGUCAACAAGCAAGACUGUUCCGGAAGAUUCUCCGCAGGACGUCCACCAUGUGCCCGUCAACGAGAGCCUCAUAUCGUCGUCUCCCACCUCUCCAGGUGAUCUCCGUAUACAGGCCGCUCAAGGACAGGCCUACGGUGCUCAUCAGAAAUUGACUAAUCGCAGGCUCAGCCAAGUCCAGGCCCCAGAUGGUCUUCGUGGAGCACAGGCGAUGCAGCGUCGCGAUUCGCUCCCAAGUCAAGCCUCUCAGCACUCGCGCGGCUCCUCUGGAAACCCGUCGCUCAGCUCUCCCCCCACGCCUACGAUGCUCAACCCAGCGUGGACUCCCAAGGAAUCCUCGUUGACUGCUAUUCCUGAGGCUCUGACAGUUCAGGAGCUUGCUUUCCGUCAUGGUCAGCAGGCCCACCACGUUACUGCUGAUCGAAUCCCAUCCAACCCGUUUGCCAAGGAGUUCGAAGAGGCAUGGACGACGUACUACAACCUGGGAAAGACACAAGGUGGCAAGCCUGUAGACACUCCAGCAGCUUCAUCAGCUUCAGCAGCUUUAUCAGCUUCAGCGCCCCCUUCUUACUUCAACUAUGAGUGGCCGGUACUGAUCAAUCCUUACACGCAGAACCUAAAGUCCCCCGACGGCCUUGUUGACCUUGUUUGGUCGCGCAACAUAUGCGAAAAGGCCUUGAACGGCAUGGAGGCCAUGAUUCGAGUCACCUGCGAGCGCGUCGACGACUCGGAGAAACUGGUUAUCGACAUCCCGCUCCCGUGUCAGCAAGCCUUAGCGACCUUCCCUGACCUCCUCGAUCGAUAUGAGCGUCUCAAGCGGGAUCGCGAUGUCGCCUUCGAAUGUGUCGCAAACCUUUCGCGUGUAAGGUCUAGCAGCAGCAGACUGGUCUAAAUUCUUCGAUUCUCAGCCCUCGAUUUGGUCACUCCAUGCUUGUUGGUGCGUCAACAAUG
Molecule: messenger RNA, 1300 nt
Organism: Cucurbitaria berberidis CBS 394.84
Lineage: Eukaryota; Fungi; Ascomycota; Dothideomycetes; Pleosporales; Cucurbitariaceae
Exons: 2
Coding region: 333-1241 (302 amino acids)
Source: RefSeq, a predicted model, not a curated record